Acanthochromis polyacanthus (spiny chromis) is the source of this 1234-nucleotide messenger RNA. It is a transcript of the gene rac2, whose product is annotated as Rac family small GTPase 2. The coding region runs from base 103 to 681 and encodes 192 amino acids. The transcript is spliced from 7 exons. Gene Ontology annotation, molecular function: GTP binding; GTPase activity. Lineage: Eukaryota; Metazoa; Chordata; Actinopteri; Pomacentridae. Gene Ontology annotation, biological process: small GTPase-mediated signal transduction. The record is from RefSeq and is a predicted model, not a curated record.
GUGUGCAAUAGUUUCCUGUAGUUGCAUGCUCAUCUCUUAACCUUCCUCUCUGAGUCCGUCUCUGUCAGAGCGAAGAGCACAGACGAAGCUGAGCGGAACAGGAUGCAGGCGAUCAAAUGUGUGGUCGUGGGAGAUGGGGCUGUGGGUAAAACAUGUCUCCUCAUCAGCUACACAACCAAUGCCUUCCCCGGGGAGUACAUUCCUACUGUGUUUGACAACUACUCAGCUAAUGUGAUGGUGGACAGCAAGCCAGUCAACCUGGGCCUCUGGGAUACAGCUGGACAGGAAGAUUAUGACAGGCUCCGCCCACUGUCCUACCCACAGACGGAUGUUUUCCUAAUCUGUUUCUCGCUGGUGAGUCCAGCGUCCUAUGAGAACGUCAGAGCUAAGUGGUACCCGGAGGUUCGCCACCACUGCCCCUCCACACCCAUCAUCCUGGUGGGCACCAAGCUGGAUCUGAGGGAUGAGAAGGACACCAUCGAGAAGCUGAAGGAAAAGAAGCUGGCACCCAUCACCUAUCCGCAGGGCCUGGCUCUGGCCAAGGAGAUCGAUGCAGUAAAGUACCUGGAGUGUUCUGCCUUGACUCAGCGCGGCCUGAAGACUGUGUUUGAUGAGGCCAUCCGGGCCGUCCUCUGCCCUCAGCCCACCAAGGUCAAGAAGAAGCCCUGCUCCCUGCUCUAAGUGAUUCUUGAAUGACCAGAGAAGAAGAGAGAAAGACCGCCUCGGGUUGAAAGAAGAAGAUUGGAAAGCUCUGUCUCCUGUAGAAAACUAGUUUAAAGAAAAAAUAACACGCUCACUUUGGCAGUUAAUUCAACAGCAAAGAACUUUUGUGUACAGCAUAUUAUGUAACUGAUUUUUUAAAGUGCUCUGUAGGUGAGUUCUCUGCAAAAUAAAUGAGUUUACCAAAACAACUCCCCAGUGUGCCCCAUGAGCUGAAGUGGAAGAGCAGGAGCAGCAUGGAAAAGUAGCAAAAAUCUCUGCAGACGCUGGCCCUUUGGGUUCAAAAAUAUGUCAAGGAAUCUUGUGGAACUCAAAAUAAUUAUAACAUUUAUCACUUAGAGCAAACACAGUGUUUUAGUGAGAUAAGUUCAUGUUGUGGUGUUUUUAUAGUGAUCAGGAAUGAUUCUUUGAUCUGAGCAGACAGAUGAACAAUAUCAUGUUUCAGUAAAAUGUAUUAACAAAUGUAUUAUUUGUUGUGAUAAUAAAAUAAAAGACGUUUCAUUUAGUAAAAAUA